This is a messenger RNA of Hypanus sabinus (Atlantic stingray), 3046 nucleotides long. Its product is annotated as alpha-1A adrenergic receptor-like. Gene Ontology annotation, cellular component: membrane. Lineage: Eukaryota; Metazoa; Chordata; Chondrichthyes; Myliobatiformes; Dasyatidae. The coding region runs from base 307 to 1680 and encodes 457 amino acids. The transcript is spliced from 2 exons. Gene Ontology annotation, molecular function: alpha1-adrenergic receptor activity. The record is from RefSeq and is a predicted model, not a curated record. Gene Ontology annotation, biological process: phospholipase C-activating G protein-coupled receptor signaling pathway; cell-cell signaling; adenylate cyclase-activating adrenergic receptor signaling pathway.
CUGGCUAUCAGAGCGGUUCGAGGGAACAAACUGUUGCCCACUGACUUGCGCGCGCUCUUCCCCUCCCUGCAGGACCCUGUUGGUGGGAGAGAAGGACAGACCCAGGGAACUGGAAAGUGGACCUGAAAAUUCUUCGCCAAGGCACCGGGAACUUCCUCGGCCUCCUCCUCUCGAACAGCGGCGCAGGGCGCGGCGUGGGUGGAUCCCAGCGCUGAGUUUGAGGCUUUUCUGUGGAAGUUUUGUGCAAGAGCGAGGUCUCUUCUUCCCCCCCCCCCACACCCCCUCCCCGACCAUCCCCCAGAUGAAAUGGGGCUCCUCUCGGAAAACAAGACCUCGGUGCUCAUCCAGAACUGUACGGCUUGCAGUCACCCGGUGAAUCCCACCCGAGCCGUGGUGUUGGGCAUUGUGCUGGGGUCUUUCAUUCUCUUCGCUAUCCUGGGGAACAUCUUGGUCGUCCUCUCCGUGGCCUGCCACAGAAACCUGCAGACGGUGACCAACUACUUCAUUAUCAACCUCGCCAUCGCCGACCUCCUCCUCAGCUGCUCCGUGCUGCCCUUUUCUGCCACCAUGGAGAUCCUUGGCUACUGGGCAUUUGGGCGCAUCUUCUGCAAUAUGUGGGCGGCCAUGGACGUUCUGUGCUCUACCGCGUCCAUCAUGAGUCUGUGCGUUAUUUCAAUCGACAGAAAUAUCGGAGUAAGCUACCCGUUGAGACACCCAAGCAUCAUGACGGAGAAGAGGGCUUUGUUAACUCUGGUAGCGGUUUGGAUGCUGGCUCUAGUUAUAUCAGUUGGCCCGUUGUUUGGUUGGAAGGAACCUCCUCCAGAAGACGAGACUAUCUGCAAAAUCACCGAGGAACCGGGCUACGUCUUGUUCUCCGCCUUUGGGUCUUUCUACGCUCCCCUGAUCAUCAUCCUUGUUAUGUACUGCAGGGUGUACAUUGUGGCCAAACGAGAAACCAAGAGUCUGUAUGCUGGGACCAAGCGAGAGAGACUGCGGGCGGACCAGGUAACCUUGCGCAUCCACCGCAGAGACAACCAGGCGGAGAAUUCCCCCCGACUGUCCGACCACGGCUCCAAAAGCAAAAGCACUCAACUUAAGACGCACUUUUCGAUCUUACUUUUCAAGUUCUCCAGAGAGAAGAAAGCCGCCAAGACCCUGGGAAUAGUAGUGGGAGGCUUCAUACUCUGCUGGCUCCCGUUCUUUGUGGUUCUACCUGUAGGUUCCUUUUUCCCAGCAUACAAACCGCCAGAGAUUAUCUUCAAAAUAACAUUUUGGCUCGGCUAUUUCAACAGCUGCAUAAACCCAAUUAUAUAUCCUUCUUCAAAUCGAGAAUUUAAAAAGGCAUUCCAGAAUAUUCUGAAAGGCCAGUGUGGGCACAGAACACGUUCGUCCUUGGUUGACAUGUCGGUGAGCAACCACGGCAAGGAAGGGGACAAGGAUAUGAGACGUUUUUCCCUGGGAUCCCAGGAAACUUUCUACAAGGUCUCAAAGUCGGACAGGGUGCAUGAAUGGAAGUAUUUUUUGGAUCAUGGAUCAAGCUGUAAAUGCAAUCCAAACUGUCGCCAUCUGGAUGGAGAAGGUGGCUCGAAUAUAUGUUCCUGUUGCACUGUCUCCAACCACAGCACAGCGAGUAUGAAACUGCACACUGACUCCAUUGGCGAUGAUGGGGAUCCUGUUUAAAUGAGGAGCCCUCGAUGGAACAACUACCCACACUGAGCAUUGUUUCCACACACACUGAAAAUUGCAUCUCAAGACUUAUCCAAAUGUGCUUGUUGCCAUGUCGGAACAAAUGUGAUAAAUUUUGAAACAAUAUUAAAGAAUUGCCAAGUUAUGUGCAAUCCAUUCCCGACGAGGACAGGAUCUCCUGUCUGGUGUAUAACACCCUGGGAGAGACUUCACAACCUCAGACAAUUCUUCACUUGUACACAAAUCUACUUGAAGCAUGAACAAGCUCUGCUCGCUCAGUUGCAAUCUUGAACAAUUCGUCAAUUGCGUGCAGGUUUACUUGGAAUGUGGAUCCAUUAUACUUAAUUUAAGUGAUGCGUUUCUAACACCAGUUCUAAAUAUUAGCAUAUACAUAAAUUCAUUUCUUAAAAAAAAGCACUACAAAAAAUUCCCAGUUCUUAUCUCAACUAUGAAGUGAAAUCUUACUAUGUUCAAUGAAUGUGAAACCCCUCCUACCAGAGGAGGAGGUACUUAGAGAGAAAGGAUAUCUUUCCAUGUUACAUGGCCAACAUAAGCAUCCAAUUGCAAUGGAGGUUUUAUUGCCCAUAAUGCUCUGCGGCAAUAAACCUGCGCUAUACAUUCAACUUGACAGUUGUAAGAAUUGAAGCAAUAUCACAGUAUUUUGCUUGGAAAUAAAGUAAUCUUUAUUUUAUUCACCCCAGUUCACUGUUUUUACAAAAUCGGCCAGUUAGUUAUUUUUAGUUUUAAGUUUAUUCUAAAUGUGGUUUCCCAAUGGAAAUUUUACAGCUUGGGUUUAAGGAAAUGGAUGAUGCACAUUUCAGAUGUGCCUCAGAUUAGUUUCCUGCCUGGUUCAGGAUGCCAGUAGCUAGUAUAAGUUACUCAUUAGUAAUUUCAGCAAAUCUCUCGUUAAGAGGAGAGUUUUUUUGCCAUUCCUCCCCUCUCUAUCAAUAUACAGGCUGACAAGAGUCCGUGGAAACAAAAACAGUAUUAUACAACCUAGUCCCAGUCAUAGGCUAAUUUGUAAAUGAUACCUGUUAAGAACAUAUGAAAUUAGAGAGUAAGAUUAGUGAAAGCAGGUGAUGAAUGGUCAGUGUGGACUCUAAGAGCCAAAUGAACUGCACAUCUUGAUGACCCUAUGAUCCUGACAGGCCAUAACAGGCAGCAAAUUGCAGGCUGACUCCCAACUUCUGUUGAAGUUGGCUGCCAAUUUUACACUCAGUUGAGCUUCUCUUACACUCAAGUUAUUUGAAAAACUAUUAACGUUGAUGUAAAUCAUUGGAAAGAAUUUUCAUUUAAACAUCGGUAUUUUUGUAGCACUUAAUUAAUUUAAAAGUAAAAUAAAGAAAUAAGUAAUUUAUUC